Fusarium falciforme is the source of this 804-nucleotide messenger RNA. RefSeq lists its product as hypothetical. Gene Ontology annotation, molecular function: GTPase activity; GTP binding. The transcript has 5 exons. Gene Ontology annotation, biological process: small GTPase-mediated signal transduction. Lineage: Eukaryota; Fungi; Ascomycota; Sordariomycetes; Hypocreales; Nectriaceae. The record is from RefSeq and is a predicted model, not a curated record. The coding region runs from base 217 to 804 and encodes 195 amino acids.
CCAAAAAAAUCCAGGCCAAAACCCAAACCCCCUUCUGACGUCCUCUUUCCGCGUCCAACUCUCCUCCUUCUCCAUCCCCCAUCGACCCGCAGCCGCCGCUCUCCGCGAAACUCACCUUCUGCAACAUCGCCCCAAGCUCAAGCUCGCAUCCACGCCAGCACCGCCGUUUUCUUCUCAUAUUUUAUUAAACUUCAUCACAACCUAACAGCAAACGUCAUGGCUGAGAUUCGCCGAAAGCUCGUCAUCGUCGGCGAUGGUGCCUGCGGUAAAACCUGUUUGUUGAUUGUCUUCUCCAAGGGCACUUUCCCCGAGGUCUACGUCCCCACCGUCUUCGAGAACUACGUGGCCGAUGUUGAGGUCGACGGAAAGCACGUCGAGCUCGCCCUAUGGGAUACUGCUGGCCAGGAGGAUUACGACCGUCUUCGACCCCUGUCCUACCCCGACUCUCACGUUAUCCUGAUCUGCUUCGCCGUCGACUCCCCCGAUUCCCUUGACAACGUCCAGGAGAAGUGGAUCUCCGAGGUUCUGCACUUCUGCCAGGGUCUCCCCAUCAUCCUCGUCGGCUGCAAGAAGGAUCUCCGAUACGAUCAGAAGACGAUCGAGGAGCUUCGCAAGACCAGCCAGAAGCCCGUUUCUCCCGAAGAGGGUGAGGAGAUCCGUAAGAAGAUCUCUGCCUACAAGUACCUCGAGUGCUCGGCCAAGACCAACGAGGGUGUCCGUGAGGUGUUUGAGCACGCCACCCGGGCUGCCCUGCUGUCCCGCAGCAAGGGCGGCAAGAGCCACAAGAAGUGUCUUGUUCUGUAG